GGAAAGGCGAUUGGUGCAGAGAGGGAGGCAACGUGCACAUGCGCAUCGUUACUCCAGCUCGGCGAGCCUUGCACUACUCUCACCGCUAGUGUGGCUGCGUUGUCUCCUGGCGGGUCCUGCCUGAGGGGCUUCUGCCGGCCGAGGAACGAGCCGGCCCCAGCGCUCCGGGAGGAAGGCGCCCCCUUCCCGAGCCGGACAUAGGAGCUAUGGCUGAGAAUGGAGAGUUAUGGGGAGCCGGUGAGGCGGAACUGGACCCAGUGGAGUACACUCUUCGAAAACGGCUUCCCCAUCGUCUUCCCCGAAGACCAAAUGACAUCUAUGUUAAUAUGAAGACUGACUUCAAGGCCCAGCUGGCUCGAUGUCAGAAGCUUCUGGAGGGUGGUGGAGGGGGUAGGGGACAGGGUGGGUGUCCUGAGAUUUACAUUCAUGGCCUGGGCCUGGCCAUUAAUCGAGCCAUCAACAUUGCCCUGCAAUUGCAAGCUGGAAGCUUUGGGGCCUUGCAAGUAGCUGCCAACACUUCCACUGUGGAACUGGUAGAUGAGCUGGAGCCUGAGAAUAACAAUCGAGAGCCAUUAACCCGAACCCGAAAUAACUCAGCCAUCCACAUUCGAGUCUUCCGUGUUACACCCAAGUAGUUGGAAUGGAGUUCUACUGCUUUCUCAGCUGGAUAGCCAUAUUUUCCUCUCUACAUUAUGCUGGACCAUGGUUCUCCUUUUCACUGUUCAUACUCUGGGCUCUUGGGAAUCUUGCUUCCCUACCCAUCUUUCAGGCUCUUAAAGAGAAAUCCAGUUGUAGGUUUUCCAGUUUUCUGCCCUUAUCCUAGAGAAGACCAUUGGUUCAGGGUCCUGAAAUUUAAAAAAAAAAAAAAAAAAAAGACUGUGAUGGAAAAAUUUGUGUUGUUUUUCUUGUUUGGGUCUAAGUAAAUUUUUUUUUCAGAAACCAGAAUGUUCUUUCUGACCUUUCUCUAUCAUUGUUUUAGUGUCUGUCACCCCACACAGUUUUUCUCCCAUAGGAUUCCUGGCCACUGGAAGGGAAGGGGAUAUUUCAUUUCCUAUCUGUGAAGCCUUCUUUCUGAUUGAUGGAUCCAUGUUUUUUCCCCCACUGCUUUCUCAUUCUGCUUCAUAAAUCCUCUAUAGAUGAUAAAUGAAUGAAAAAACAUUUGAAUAAGCUCUUAUGGUAUACAGGCCUCUAUGCUAAGUAUUAGGGACAUGAAAUAGAAAAGUGACAGGAAGUCAUUCUCAAGGAAUUCAUUCACAUCUCAAGACCUAUGAGGGACCCACAUAGGAGGGCUCAUAUAUGGUACAGAUGAAAAGGCCUACUACUCCUAAAGGUAUAGCAGGAGUGCAGAUGAUAAAGAUUUAUCUAACAUGCUGGAGGCUUUUAUAUUUCUCGGGGUAUUAAUGUACUAGUAUUUCUCAUUGCUUGCCAUUCAUGUUUUAAAAUGAUUGUGAACUAGAAAAUCAUGACCAAUCUCAUAUACAAGCACAUCCAAAAAAGCAAGGAUUGUUUCUAAUAUUAUGAGAUAAAAAUUGUUCUGAUUUUGCUCACUUGGUCAAUCCAAGUUUUCCCAGGUUGUUUUUUUUUUCAGUAACUGUCAUCAUGUCUGUUUAUACAUCCAUAUACCUAUAAUUUUUGCAAUUUUUACCCCAAUUGAGGGGUUUCUAAUUGCUUUAUUUGGGAUACUGACAAUUUGGCUUUUCUCUCUUGGGCAUAUUAGCUAAUAUUUUGUCUAUUAGGUUUUUCCCCCUUAAAGCCAGACCCUAGUUUUAUCAAU
This is a messenger RNA of Sarcophilus harrisii (Tasmanian devil), 1774 nucleotides long. It is a transcript of the gene POP7, whose product is annotated as POP7 homolog, ribonuclease P/MRP subunit. Lineage: Eukaryota; Metazoa; Chordata; Mammalia; Dasyuromorphia; Dasyuridae. Gene Ontology annotation, biological process: tRNA 5'-leader removal. The transcript is spliced from 2 exons. Gene Ontology annotation, cellular component: nucleus; ribonuclease MRP complex; nucleolar ribonuclease P complex. Gene Ontology annotation, molecular function: nucleic acid binding. The record is from RefSeq and is a predicted model, not a curated record. The coding region runs from base 207 to 635 and encodes 142 amino acids.